UUAAAAUCGAUGCAGAUGGCGCCCUUUCCCAAUGCGGAAAGUCGGUAUCGCCAAAAACGCCGUGUUGGCCGCUCUCAGCUUCCUCUCUGCAGUACGCGCACUAUAAUCUUCUUACUCAACGUUCGAUCGAGUAGGUGGCAGCGGCAGCGUGUGUGUCCAUUUAUUCAGGGUGCAGAACAACCGGGCCAGUCAUCGCUUAUCCUGAAAGUCGACCCGCCUGAGGACUCCUCGAGAAGCUCCGCCGAAAAUUCGGGGUACAGUAAUUCCACCACGUCAACCGAACGAGAUAAACUAGAAGGUCAAAUGAUCAAAGAGCCAAGUGAUCAAGAAUCAAUGCCUGUAGCUGUUAACUCUUCUAAUAAAAUAAAUUGUGUGCUAGCUGCUUCAAAAUUUGGAAACUCAUUUGGAACGAAUGAAUUCUCAAAUACUGUAAUUAGUAAAUCAAAGUCAUCUAUAUUAAGGCCGUCGCAAUUAAGCUCAGUUACCAAUAGUUCUUUAGGUGCUAAUGACAAGACCGUUCUGCAACCUUCAAAAUUUAACAAUCCAUUCGCAAAAGUCACUGACAGUUCUGUAGAAGAAGAUACGUCCGCAACGCAAAGCAAUAGAAUCGAAGCGAGCAAAGAUACUAAGGACGAAGAGAAGCCCGUGGACGAGGCGAAACCAAAGUUUUUGCCUCUGGAUAUAAGCACGAAAGAGAACGAGAACAAUGUAAAUAGCACUAUGGCACCCAGUGCCUCCACUCCUAGCUUUGUGUUUGGUCAAAAUUUAAAGGAACGUGUCACUGUUUCGACUGAUACAGAAAGUUCGGACAAUUCGGAGAAGGAAGAAGCGAAGAGUGAUACGAAAGAAGAGACCAACGAGAACGGAUCGUCCGAACUUUUAUUCUCAAACGCAGCUGCGGUCUGCCGUACCACCGUCAGGCCAGGUUUAACCUUAACCCAGGCGGCGCAAGCACUGGAAGAAGCUAAUCGCGCUAACAAGAGAAAAUAUAAUCAAGUGACACUCUUGACUGGUGAGGAAGGGGAAACGAACGUCCUACAAAUCAAUUGCAAAUUAUUCGCAUUCGAUAAGACCACUUGCAGUUGGCUGGAGAGAGGUAGAGGUACGUUGCGAUUGAACGACCUAGAGGAGGAGUCUCGUUUGGUCGGCCGUACCGCCGGUACACAACGAGUGAUCCUGAACACAAAAAUAUGGCCGGGCAUGACCGCGGAGCGGGCCGGCCCCAAGUCUUUGAGGCUUACUGCGAUGGAGAUGGGCGACGUGCGAAUCGUCAUUGUUCAGGCAGCGCCCAAGGAGAUCGAUCAGCUGCAUAUUCUCCUGUUGCAACGGCUGAAGCGUGCCCAGGAGCGCCCGACGACGAAGAGGCUGGCGACAGAACACUGACGACCGAUCGGGAACUUUGGCGACCGGGCGUUGGUCUGUCAGCUUAAUUCAUGUAACAUAGAGGUCACUAACACGUGAGAAGAGCUAAAAAUCCUUCGGAGUAUAAGGCCCUAUCUAGUACGUGCGCAAUAGAAUGGCUAUGAUUUGUGCCUUCCCUCAGAAGUCGCAGUCUCAUCUCCACUCAUACCACCUUCCUCCAGCAGUUGGCAUCAGUAUUCAUCGAGGAGCCUGAUGAGGAAAACUAAGUCGUCGCGGCACUUGUACUAAGUUGGAUUCUUAUAAUUAUUAUUUUUUCUUCACAUACAUACAUAUAUAUAUAUAUAUAUGUAUGUGUGUUGUAUGUAUCUUUCUUUUUUAAUUAUUUCUCAUUAUUUGCUUUUCUUUCUAUCUUUCUCUCUCGCUCUUUUUCUCCGAGAACCGAAAGCCUGUCUACGAUCAUUCCCAAUUGACGUUCUUUUAUUUGAAAUUCACGAUGUUUCUUACAAACGAAGGUGCGUUCGUAUGCGUGCGUGUGUGUAUGUGGUGUGUGUAUGUGGUGUGUAUUGACGGGAGCUAGGUAGCGAUUUUUAAGAGGUAGCAUAAUAAUUAUCAAUUACACAUAAGUCACAGAGGAAGAAUUAUAAAGUAACUAGUACU
Messenger RNA from Harpegnathos saltator (Jerdon's jumping ant), 2019 nucleotides. It is a transcript of the gene RanBP3, whose product is annotated as ran-binding protein 3. The coding region runs from base 10 to 1383 and encodes 457 amino acids. NCBI's taxonomy places the organism in Eukaryota, Metazoa, Arthropoda, Insecta, Hymenoptera, Formicidae. The transcript has 5 exons. The record is from RefSeq and is a predicted model, not a curated record. Gene Ontology annotation, biological process: protein export from nucleus.